Polyodon spathula (Mississippi paddlefish) is the source of this 1655-nucleotide messenger RNA. RefSeq names its product solute carrier family 35 member B1 (gene slc35b1). Gene Ontology annotation, cellular component: Golgi membrane; endoplasmic reticulum membrane. The record is from RefSeq and is a predicted model, not a curated record. NCBI's taxonomy places the organism in Eukaryota, Metazoa, Chordata, Actinopteri, Acipenseriformes, Polyodontidae. Gene Ontology annotation, molecular function: UDP-glucose transmembrane transporter activity; UDP-galactose transmembrane transporter activity. Gene Ontology annotation, biological process: UDP-galactose transmembrane transport. The transcript is spliced from 9 exons. Bases 522 to 1511 code for a protein of 329 amino acids.
UGCUGUCGCGGCCUCUGAGUUCCAUCAGUGCGGAGAUCAAGCUGCUGAUAGACAGAGCUCUUUGACAGCGCAGCGGGACAGGAGGCUGUGGACCGGGACAAAAACAAUCGGGAAAAACGCGCCGGUGCAUGGGAUCUGAGAGGGAUCAUUGGAACUAAGAACGGCUGUCCGCAGGGAUCGACAGCUGACACAUCGGGAGAAAAGUCGCAGAGCCCGGAGAGAAAAAGCGAACGAGUCGAUCGAGGCAGUGGCCCCCUAUUCGAGAAAGCCCAGCUACUUCGGGAUUAGGUUCUGUUGAUUUGCAAGAAGAGCCAGAGCGUGUGCGAGUGAACGGUACUCGCGAUCAGGUGUGUAGGCAGUGGGAUCCGAGCUGCGAGGCACCCCUUAGCCGGGGAUACAGCGCCACCAUUCAGGGACCAGCAGCAGGGAGAGUGGAGCGGGAGCCCGGGCUGAAGAUAGCGGGGAGAGGGGAUCCAGGGAGCGGAACUGUUACGAUAUCACUACCGGGACUCGUUGAGAGUAUGACUGCAGGGAAGGGAUCCGGGAAGACACCCGAGCCGAAGAGAGAGCGACUCCGACUACUCGUCUGCUUUUUAGGGGUUUUCGUCUGUUAUUUUUAUUACGGCAUCCUGCAGGAGACGAUAACCCGUGGGGAUUAUGGGACGGGGGAGACGAAAGAGAAAUUCAAGUACGCCACCACCCUGGUGUUCAUUCAGUGUGUCAUCAACGCGCUGUUCGCUAAACUGCUUAUCCAGUUCUUUGAGAAGCCCAAGCCGGACCGCACUCGGAGCUGGCUCUAUGGAAUGUGUUCACUGUCCUACCUGGGGGCCAUGGUCUCCAGCAACUCUGCGCUUCAGUUUGUCAACUACCCCACACAGGUCCUGGGGAAGUCCUGUAAACCGAUCCCAGUGAUGAUUUUGGGGGUUACGAUCUUGCGUAAGAAGUACCCCAUGUCUAAGUACCUGUGUGUGUUGCUGAUCGUCGGUGGCGUGGCUCUGUUCAUGUACAAGCCCAAGAAAGGGCUGCCCGGGACGGACGAACAUGCUUUCGGCUUUGGGGAGAUGCUGCUGCUGCUGUCCCUCACUCUGGAUGGGCUGACAGGCGUGGCUCAGGACCACAUGAGGGCGCACUUCCAAACCGGGUCCAAUCAGAUGAUGCUAAACAUUAACCUGUGGUCCAUGCUGGUGCUGGGAGCUGGUGUGGUCUGGACUGGAGAGGUGUGGGAAUUCCUGAGUUUCACCGACCGCUAUCCCAGCAUUCUCUACAACAUCGUGCUGUUUGGGCUGACAAGCGCACUCGGACAGAGCUUCAUCUUCAUGACUGUGGUAAGCUUUGGACCCCUCACCUGCUCCAUCAUCACCACCACCCGCAAGUUCUUCACCAUCCUCGGCUCCGUCCUGAUCUUCGGAAAUGCCAUCAGCGGAAUGCAGUGGGUGGGCACGGCGCUUGUGUUCCUGGGUCUGGGUUUAGAUGCCAAAUUUGGAAAAGGACCUAAAAAGACAACUCAGUAGAAUCUAGAAUCGGAACCCAAGGACUGUUUUAUUAAAAGCAAGUUUUCCUUUUCAACCCUUCCUCGGUCAAGUCUGUAACUUAACAACUAGUUUUAGUUCAAUUAUUGUGACUUUUUUAAACAAAAAAAGGAUAUAUAUAUAUAU